Molecule: messenger RNA, 752 nt
Organism: Paramuricea clavata
Lineage: Eukaryota; Metazoa; Cnidaria; Anthozoa; Malacalcyonacea; Plexauridae
Source: the annotation of a GenBank genome assembly
AUGAAAACAGGCAUACCUCAGGGUUCUGGUUUAGGCCCAUUGUUAUUUCUAAUUUACAUCAAUGAUUUGCCAAAAUGUUUAAACGCUGGGACAAAACCAGAUAUGUUUGCAGAUGAUACCCAAAUUGCAACAUCAAGUGACGAUAUCAAAGUUAUCACUGAAACAUUAAAUAGAGAUUUAAACAAUGUUGCAAAUUGGUUGUCCGCAAACAAAUUAACUCUGAACAAUAGUAAAACCGAAUAUAUGAUAAUUGGUUCCAAGAAAAGGCUUUGUCAAGUGACUGCCGAUCCUGCUAUCAGUGUAGGUAACUUAGAAAUUAAGAGAGUUGAAAUGACAAAAUCAUUGGGCCUAAUGAUAGACGAGUCUUUAGACUGGACCGCGCAGCUACCUAAAAUAAUUUUCUUGUAAUUAUUUCUUAUUUCUCCUUGUGUGAGCAGGGCCGGUUGGAAGAUCACCUUUUUUUCUUUUUAUAUCUUGUACAUAAUUAAUUUUAGUAUAGGUGAAAUUGUACCGUGUUGAAAUAUAGCUCAUAAUAAUAAUAAUAAUAAUAAUAAUAAUAAUUCUGGGAUAAUGCACUGUGGUUUGCAUGUAUAUUUACUUUAUCCUUAUUGGGGGCUCCCAUUAGCUGGACACUUGGCUAUCGUUCAUAUGACUAACUUAUAAGCUGGAUUGAGAAUAUACGUUGAAAAAACGGUGAUGGAUUAUGCAGGCCUACUCUGGGGCGGUAAAUCGCCUUAAAUCGCCUAAAAUCG